Endocarpon pusillum Z07020 is the source of this 990-nucleotide messenger RNA. RefSeq lists its product as uncharacterized. NCBI's taxonomy places the organism in Eukaryota, Fungi, Ascomycota, Eurotiomycetes, Verrucariales, Verrucariaceae. Gene Ontology annotation, molecular function: rRNA binding. The record is from RefSeq and is a predicted model, not a curated record. The transcript is spliced from 2 exons. Gene Ontology annotation, biological process: rRNA processing; ribosomal large subunit assembly. Gene Ontology annotation, cellular component: nucleolus. The coding region runs from base 1 to 990 and encodes 329 amino acids.
AUGUCGGCAGCAUAUAAAUUGUUAGGGAGCAGGGAAGAUCUUCCAGCUCAUUCUGACAAGGAAUCAACCACCUCCGACGCCAGCAGUGCAACCAUUGGUCGUUCGUCCGAAUCCCCGACCAUAAACUCUCCCCCUGUACCACUCGCCAUAAAAUCUCGGAUCCUGAUGCUUACAUCUCGCGGAGUGUCUCAUCGCCACCGCCACCUCCUUGCCGACCUCAAUUCACUUCUUCCCCAUACCUACAAAGACACAAAGCUCGACACGAAGUCAUCAAACAACUACAACUCUGCGCUCAACGCUCUGGCCGAACUCCACUCAUGCAAUUACAUUUUCUUCCUUGAAGCUCGCAAGCACGGCCAGGACCUUUAUCUCUGGCUAGCAAAAGCGCCCAAUGGUCCUACGGUCAAGUUUAGUGUCAGCAACGUCCAUACAAUGGGAGAGCUAGGGUUUGGUGGCAACUGUCUGAAGGGUGGACGUGGUGUGGUAGUUUUUGACAAGAGCUUUGAGGACGCAGAGUUUAGUGGAGGUCAAGAGCACAAGGGGCUCGUUCGGGAGAUAUUACGUGGCGUCUUCUGCGUUCCCCAAAGGGGUGUCAGGGGCAAGAAACCGUUUGUCGAUCGCAUCACAGGAGUUUUUGGUCUGGAUGGCAAGAUAUGGAUCCGAGUAUAUGAGAUUCGAGAAGUAGGCAAGGAGAGUGAAGGUGGCGACAGGUCUAGCACGGAUGUCUCCUUGGUAGAAAUUGGUCCAAGAUUCGUGCUUACACCCAUUGUCAUUCUGGAAGGAAGCUUUGGAGGUCCAGUUAUCUAUGACAAUAAGGAGUUUGUUAGUCCGAAUCAGGUCAGAAGCGAGGUCAGAUUGAAAAAAGCAGGGAGGCACAUCAGACGAACCGACGACAAGAAGGAGAGAGUGGUCAAACGAGGAGCGCUCGGUCUUGAUUCCCGAGGACGAAGGAAGCAGAACCCUCUGGACAAUCAUGUAUUGUUCAAAUAA